AUGGCGGAGCAAGCGCCCAAAGCACCGUGGUGGGUGCCCCUCUUCUGGCCCUUGAGCCAUGUGAAGAAAGCCCUGAAGCUUCAGAGGCCGGCUGCGCUGGAGCCCCUAGAGGCAACGCCUGACUUGGACCUUCAGGGCCAUCUGAGCUCGGUGGUGGCAUCGCUGCGCUCCUUCUUGCUGGCCUAUCUGGCCAUUAAUGCCUGUGACUAUCCAGCCUACGGCGCGGCGAGGACUUGGAGCUUCCAGUGGAUGUGGCCGCUGCUGGUGAGGAACUUGAUCGCCACCUGGGUCAUCUGCGGAUUCUGGGAUUGGUUCCUCUACCUAUCUCCGAUGAAGGAGGUGCUUCGCCCCUUCAAGAUGAACCCGAAGUACCCCCCGUUGCGGCAGCUGCAGCACGACGCGUUGCACACCACGCUGGCCACGUUGUGUGGCUCUGGGGUGGAGAUCCUUUUGUGCCGCUUGUGGGCCACCGGCAUGUUGCCCAUGCAAGAGACACUUGCGGAGGCACCUCUCUGGACCUUGCUGUGGGCCGCCACCAUUGUGCAUUGGCGUAUCCCCCACUUCUACUUGAUGCACCGCGGGAUGCAUCCGUGGAGGACUACUCGUGUUCCUGAUUUUGGGAAGUUUUUGUACCGCCACGUGCAUGCCCAGCAUCACAAAUCCUAUUUGCCCACAGCCUUCUCUGGCACCAACAUGCAUCCGGUGGAGGCCACGUUAUACUACUUGAUGCCUUCACUUUUCAUGGCCUACCUCUGCCGCCUGCACCCCGCAGUGGCCUUGGGCUGCAUCUUUGACUGCGCCGUCGGCGCCUGGCUGGGCCACGAUGGCUUCCGGUGGCCGGGGGCCGGGGAUUUCUUUCACCAGCUCCACCACGAGCAUUUCGACUGUAACUAUGGGGCGCAGCACAUUCCCAUUGACAAGUGGCUAGGGACCUACUGUGGCAGCAAAGCAGACUUGAAGAAGGUGUGGGGCACCAGCAGCUCGGUGGGGCGAGAGGGCAACAUGGAGUGCACCCAAGUGUGGGACUGCAAGUGA
Molecule: messenger RNA, 1035 nt
Organism: Durusdinium trenchii
Lineage: Eukaryota; Dinophyceae; Suessiales; Symbiodiniaceae
Source: the annotation of a GenBank genome assembly